Rubroshorea leprosula is the source of this 1800-nucleotide messenger RNA. The record is from the annotation of a GenBank genome assembly. NCBI's taxonomy places the organism in Eukaryota, Viridiplantae, Streptophyta, Magnoliopsida, Malvales, Dipterocarpaceae.
AAUACCCAAAUACUCUUAUUUCCUUCUCAGAAACCCUUCGUCAACGAGCAUCUUCUUCCUCAACCGCUACCUUGCUCUGAAAUGGAAUCGUCGCCGCCACCAGCACAAUCACCCAAAUCUCCUUCGUCUCCUUCCACUACCACUUCCUCCACCGGUACCUGCUGCAACUGUGGAGGCCCUACCUCGUUCGCGCCACCUCCCCAGUCCCCUACUGGUUGGCCGGAACUGUCGCCUCCCCCAAACUACAGGCCAGUCCGGGCACCAGCUAUUAACCUUCCUCCUAAUAACAACUCCCAAGCGAUCAUCCUUGCUCCUGUGCCUCAAUCCCAAAAGGUCCCAACCAUUUCUCCUCCUUUCCUCUUCCAAUCACCUUCCAAGAAAAUCCACUCCCCCGAUGACAUUCGCGCGUUUCAUGAAUCGGAAACAUGCAAGAAUUUCCUCGGUUUCGUUGUCGCCCUCUCAGAAUCAAUUCGCGGUCGAAAGAUCUCCGAUCCGUGCCACGAAUCCUCCACCACCACUAAAAUCGCCUCCAUCCUCGAAACCUUAAUCCACUGGAUCGACGAAAUUCCUCCGGUUCAACAAUCGUCUCGCUACGGUAACAUCUCCUACAGAACUUGGCACGAGCGGCUGAUCGAAAACAGCGAUUCCCUUAUGCUUCAGUUCCUCCCUGAUGAGCUCAAGCUUUCAACCGUCGAAAUCGUCCCUUAUUUCACUGACAGUUUCGGCAAUUCAAGCAGGAUUGACUACGGUACAGGCCACGAGACCAAUUUCGCAGCGUGGUUGUAUUGCUUGGCGAGGAUGGGGAUUCUCAAGGAGGAGGAUUACCAGGCUGUUGUGGCUAGGGUUUUUAUGAAGUAUCUGGAACUCAUGAGGAAGCUGCAGCUUGUAUAUUGCUUGGAGCCAGCAGGGUCUCAUGGUGUUUGGGGGCUGGACGACUAUCAUUUCUUGCCAUUUAUAUUUGGUAGUUCUCAGUUGAUCGAUCACAAGUACAUGAAACCGAAAUCAAUUCAUAAUCAGGAUAUUCUGGAAAAUUUCUCCAAUGAGUAUAUGUAUAUAUCUUGCAUUGCCUUUAUAAAGAAGGUGAAAAAGGGUCUCUUUGCUGAACAUUCACCAUUGUUGGAUGAUAUUAGCGGGGUGCCCACUUGGAAUAAGGUGAAUAGCGGGUUGCUUAAAAUGUAUAAGGUGGAGGUGCUGGAGAAGGUUCCUAUCAUGCAGCAUUUCCUGUUUGGAUGGCUCAUCAAGUGGGAAUAGUUUGAUCUAUAACUGUAUUGGGAAACAAUGUGCGCUGCGGCACCAGGAGAUUUCAAUUUUGCCAAGUUUCAUGAACAGUUAAGUACCAGUAUGUUUGGGAUUUAACACCAUGCCACCAUAAAUUAAUUUGAGUAUUUUCUUUUUCCUCCUUUCAACCCUGUUCGUGCCAAUUAACUUAAUGCACAUGCAUUAUUAGGUUACUGCCUGCUUGUUAAUGUUUGGUAUGAGAAACAUUUAAUGUUUAUGUACAGCAGGCUAUGGCGAAGUUCCUUUGGGAAGGCUGACAGAACCUUAGGUUAGAAAUUAUUUCCGCAUUAACAUGUAACAGUAAACUUAAAAAAUUUUGCCUUGUUUAUUAUGUUUUGGAUUGAUGGGUUUUAAAACUGCAAAUGGGGUGGUGCUCUUCAAAGUAUCCAUAUGGCUUCCUUUUCUGUUCCAUACAUUAUUCUUCUCUUCCUAUUUAUCUGAUUUUUCUUCUUCGUUUUUGGUAGAAAUCUGAUUUUUCUUUUCUUUAAGUGUUCUUAAAAGCACCAUGCACGAUACCUUUCA